AUGGCUUUCACCCUGUACUCGCUGCUGCAGGCAGCCCUGCUCUGUGUUAAUGCCAUCGCCGUGCUGCACGAGGAGCGCUUCCUUAAGAACAUUGGCUGGGGAACAGACCAGGGAAUUGGCGGAUUCGGAGAGGAGCCAGGAAUUAAAUCUCGGCUAAUGAACCUUAUCCGAUCUGUAAGGACUGUGAUGAGAGUGCCAUUGAUAAUAGUAAACUCAAUUGUAAUUGUAUUACUUUUAUUAUUUGGAUGAAGAUCAAUGAGAAGAAUGGAGACUCAGAAGAAGAGAUGCUAUCAGAAGUUAUUACUACUUCGGUCAUUAUUGGAAAAUAGAUACCUUUGCUGGCCAACCUUGCACUUG
Orycteropus afer afer is the source of this 357-nucleotide messenger RNA. Lineage: Eukaryota; Metazoa; Chordata; Mammalia; Tubulidentata; Orycteropodidae. The record is from RefSeq and is a predicted model, not a curated record.